AUGCCGCCUGCAGUCCCGCAGACUCCUCACAAGGACGACCUGACAGAAACAUGGUCUUUCUUGGAGUCGGGUAUAGAUAGCGUCAUGCUGAAGCUUGACGAGGGAGUUGACAUGAAGACUUAUAUGGCUCUUUACACGGCCGUCCACAACUUCUGCACGUCACAAAAGGCCGUCGCCAGCAACCAAGGCCUGCAAGCUCACCGCGGAGGUUCGUCUCUCUCUGCGUCCCCUACUGGAACACUGUUUUCGUUUCCAAAUGAACGCAUUUCCACCGAGCAGAAUGGCAAACUAAUCAGAGAUCAUAUAUCUUCAGCGCACCUACUCGGCGAGGAACUUUAUAAGUUACUGGGUGAAUACCUCUCACGCCAUCUGAGUGCGGUACACAAGGAAUCCCAGGGUCAUACGGACGAAGCUCUACUAGCAUUCUACAUUCGCGAGUGGACCCGUUACACCACCGCCGCCAAAUACGUGAACCACCUUUUCAGUUAUCUCAAUCGUCAUUGGGUCAAGCGCGAGAUUGACGAGGGCAAGAAAAACGUUUAUGAUGUCUACACUCUCCACCUUGUGAAAUGGAAAGACGACUUCUUCGAGAACGUCCAUGGCAAGGUGAUGGACGCGGUGCUGAAUUUGGUUGAAAAACAACGGAAUGGCGAAACCAUCGAGCAGUCUCAGAUCAAGAGCAUCGUCGAUUCCUUCGUGUCGUUGGGCUUGGAUGAGAAUGAUAGCAAGAAGUCGACAUUGGAGGUUUACCGCCAGUACUUCCAGCGACCGUUCAUUAUCGCCACCAAGACAUACUACGAAAAUGAGUCCCGGCAAUUUGUGGCAGAGAACAGUGUGGUGGAGUACAUGAAGAAGGCAGAGGCUCGACUCGACGAGGAGAAAGCUCGUGUGGGUCUGUAUCUUCACCCGGACGUCACCAAAAGCCUUACGGAUACUUGUCUGGAUGUUCUCGUCACGGCCCACUCCACCCUGCUUCGUGAUGAGUUCCAAGUUUUACUGGAUAAUGAGCGUCAGGAGGACCUUGCGCGCAUGUACCGACUCCUGUCGCGUAUCAAGGAAGGGCUGGAUCCAUUGCGUACCACUUUUGAGAACCACGUGAGGAGGGCCGGUCUGGCUGCCGUUGAGAAAGUUGCAUCCGAAGGCGAAAACUUCGAGCCCAAGCUGUACGUUGAUGCCCUGCUCCAGGUCCACACUCGGUACCAGAACCUUGUCGACGAUGCUUUCAAUGGCGAGUCUGAGUUUGUGCGUUCUCUCGACAACGCCUGUCGCGAGUUCGUCAACCCAAAAUAUACCGAUUCUUUGCUCAAGAAGGGUUCCAAGGCUGCUGAAGAGUCCGAGCUCGAGGAGAUGUUGGUGCAGAUCAUGACUGUCUUCAAGUAUAUUGAGGACAAGGACGUUUUCCAAAAGUUUUACUCAAAGAUGCUUGCGAAGCGACUGGUGCAUGUCAGCUCAGUGUCCGACGAUGCGGAGACUUCAAUGAUCAGCAAGUUGAAGGAGGCUUGCGGUUUCGAAUAUACCAAUAAGCUGCAGCGCAUGUUCCAGGAUAUCCAGAUCUCGAAGGACCUCAAUGCCAACUACAAGGACUACCAAGAUAAAGUCCUCGAUGAUGAUGACCGGAAGAGAAUGGUCGAUGCACACUUCCAAAUUCUUGGCACUGGAAUGUGGCCUCUCAACCCACCAACCACUAAUUUCACCGCCCCGCCAGAGAUCAACAAGACCGCCGAACGCUUCCAGAAGUUCUACUUUGACAAGCAUAGUGGCCGUAAGCUAACAUGGCUGUGGCAGCUGUGCAAGGGUGAAGUGAAGGCAAAUUACAUUAGAAACACCAAGGUGCCAUAUACAUUCCAAGUAUCGACGUUCCAGAUGGGCAUCUUGCUUUUGUUUAAUGAGACCGACACACUGGGAUAUUCUGAUAUCCAGAAGGCCACCAACCUUGCUCCUGAAAUCUUGGACCCCAAUCUUGCCAUCCUCAUGAAGGCGAAGGUGCUCCUGCCAAAUCCUGAGGGCGGCAAGCCUGAGCCCUCCACCUCAUUCAGUCUGAACUACAACUUCAAGAACAAAAAGGUCAAGGUCAACCUUAACAUUCAAAUCAAGUCCGAGCAGAAGGUAGAAUCGGACGAUACGCACAAAACGAUAGAAGAGGACCGGAAGCUGUUGCUCCAGUCUGCUAUCGUCCGCAUCAUGAAGUCCCGUAAGAAGAUGAAGCACGUCCAACUCGUGCAGGAAGUCAUCCAGCAGGUUAAGGCCCGCUUCCCACCCAAGGUUCCCGACAUCAAGAAGAACAUUGAAGCCCUCAUGGAGAAGGACUACAUCGAGCGUCUAGACGGGGACGAAAUUGCCUACAUUGCUUAA
This is a messenger RNA of Penicillium maclennaniae, 2352 nucleotides long. RefSeq names its product cullin culA (gene culA). Lineage: Eukaryota; Fungi; Ascomycota; Eurotiomycetes; Eurotiales; Aspergillaceae. The coding region runs from base 1 to 2352 and encodes 783 amino acids. Gene Ontology annotation, cellular component: SCF ubiquitin ligase complex. Gene Ontology annotation, molecular function: ubiquitin protein ligase binding. The transcript has 6 exons. The record is from RefSeq and is a predicted model, not a curated record. Gene Ontology annotation, biological process: SCF-dependent proteasomal ubiquitin-dependent protein catabolic process; protein ubiquitination.